Molecule: messenger RNA, 2776 nt
Organism: Neopsephotus bourkii (Bourke's parrot)
Lineage: Eukaryota; Metazoa; Chordata; Aves; Psittaciformes; Psittacidae
Gene: AQP2
Product: aquaporin 2
Exons: 4
Coding region: 185-1012 (275 amino acids)
Biological process (GO): transmembrane transport
Cellular component (GO): plasma membrane; apical plasma membrane
Molecular function (GO): water channel activity
Source: RefSeq, a predicted model, not a curated record
CACACAUGAGAAAAAGCCUCAGGUUUCCUAGGACCACAUUCCCAUCUCUUUCCACUCAGGAUCCUUCACCCCCUGCAUCCAUAUAUAUACACUGUCCCUCAGCAUCCCCUACAGACACAGCCGCUCUGGUGGCACUUGCCUGAAGAUCCCACAGCCAGGGUCAGUCCUUGCAGCCUCCAGCUCCAUGAUGUGGGAAUUGCGAUCCAUAGCCUUCACCCGGGCUGUCUUUGCAGAAUUCCUGGCGACGUUGGUCUUCAUCCUCUUCGGCCUGGGCUCUGCUCUGAACUGGCCCUCAGCUUCCUCCCCGAGCAUCCUGCAGAUCGCGCUGGCUUUCGGCUUGGCCAUCGGCACGCUGGUCCAAGCCCUGGGGCAUGUCAGCGGAGCCCACAUCAACCCAGCAGUGACCGUGGCUUGUCUCAUCGGCUCCCAGGUCUCCUUCCUCCGUGCAGUCUUCUACGUGGUGGCCCAGCUGCUGGGGGCCGUGGUGGGGGCUGCAAUCCUACACGAGAUCACCCCAGCAGACUCCCGCGAAGGCUUGGCCAUCAACAAGCUGCACAAUGAGACAACGACGGGGCAGGCAGUGACUGUCGAGCUCUUCCUCACCUUCCAGCUCGUCCUGUGCAUCUUUGCUUCCACGGAUGAACGCCGGGAGGACAACCUGGGCUCUCCUGCCCUCUCCAUUGGCCUCUCCGUUGCUGUGGGACAUCUCCUUGGGAUCCGCUACACUGGCUGCUCCAUGAAUCCAGCCAGAUCUUUCGCCCCUGCUGUGAUAGUCGGAGACUUCAGCGACCACUGGGUCUUCUGGGUGGGCCCCCUGGUUGGGGCAGCCGCAGCCUCCAUCAUCUACAACUACAUCCUGUGCCCGCAAGCCAAGACCUUCUCGGAGAGACUCGCCAUCUUCAAGGGCUUCGAGCCCGAGGAGGACUGGGCAGAGCGCGAGGUCCGGCGGCGGCAAUCGGUGGAGCUGCACUCCCCACAGAGCCUCCCCAGGGGGAUGUCUGAGAAGGUUUAGCCAAAGCAUCCCUCCAGGAUGAGAGAGGAGCCGGGGAACACUGCGUCUGUCCUCGAGCCGGUGAUGGUCAGUGCCUCGCCUCUCCCCUCUCCCCCUUCACUUCUGCUUCUUCAUCUGAGGAACUCAAGUUCCUGGGGAGAUGCACUGGGAUGCUCCAGCCCACCUUGUAUUGUCCAGCUCUCCCCACAGCCAACAGUCGUGCGAUGCUGGGGGGAAAUGCCAUUAAAUCAAAGCCACCAGGAACGAGGACACCGCGAUCCAACCCUCCUCCAGCUCCUUCCACGUCUCCCUGGUAGGAGGCAGCGCUCGGUGGAGCUUGGUGCCCUUCAAGCAGGGCUCCAAGGUGCUGUGAGGAGUUAUUACAGCCAUUUGCUGGGUGUGGAGGUUGCCACCCGAUGCCUCAUUGCUGUUGAACUCAACUCACCUCUCUCCUGUGUCUUCUCCCUGCCUGGCUGUUUGCACACACACACACUGGAGGGCUCACUCCGGGUCAUAAGUAUCUCAGAAGCUCUAAGUUUGGCUGCUGCAAGGAACCACAUUGUCAUUUAUCACCCCAGAGAUGCUCUUUGUUCACAUGGAGGCUUUCCUGAGAAGAUGGGGCUGGAAGCAUGUCCUUGAGCUCAUACUGACCCCAUUGGGGAGCUCUUGCUGGGUCUCUCCUGGGGCCUCCUGAUUUUCAGCCCAAAUACAUCCAUGGCUCAUCUGUUCAUGGACCAGUGCUGUCCUUUAGCUUUGAUGCUUAAUCUCUCUGUGGCUUGUGCUUUCUUUCCUCUGUUCCUGAUCCAUCCUGAUUCUCAGAUGCAUAACACAAAGCAUUUCAAGUAUGAUCCUCUCCAUCACUUGUUUCCUGCAGCCCAGACCCUUUCCAUGGCUGCAUCACACCAAAGCCUCAUAACCAUCCCAACCCCUUUCUUCUGCUAUUAUGGCCAUCAGCAGAGUCAAAGAAUUUGGGUUAGUCUUUGGGAUGCAGCUUUGCUCUUUCAACCAUUCAUUUAAUCCAGUUUCUAUGACUUAGCCUGAAAGCCUGGUUUCCAGCAGGACAUCCUACUGUUUUCUUCUGUUGGUGAUGCCUCCCCAGCAUUGCACCGUCACAAAACAUCAUCACCACAUUCAGGCUUCUUCUGCUGAGGCUGUUAAUGGAAAACAAUGGCUCCAAUUCCAGAUCUUAGGGAACAUUAGUGAUCAUUUUCUGGUUAGACAUGAACCACCACCAAAUGAUGCUCUUCCUGUCCAUCCACUGUGCUCUACUUGUACCAGUCUCCUAUUAGAUUCCUAAUUUCCUCUAUUCCUCACUGUGGCUUUGCUCAUCCAUCCACUAAACGCUGUAGUUGGAGGGAUAAGGAGUAAACAAAUCUCUGCUCUGACCCAGACACGGCAUCCUCAUCGCCUUCAUUUCACCACACCAAGUGAAGCUGAGAGCAUGGGAGCUCCUGCAUCCCCUCGUCUGGCUGUCAUCUGCUGUCCCUGAUGCCACACUGCAAAGCAAAGGGAGAAAUUCCAUCACAAGCUUUAUUUGCUGUAGCCAAGGAUCCAUUUUACACCUCCAGUCAUGUAGUAGUAACGUAACUACCCCUAGAAGGCUGCUAUUGAGGUGCAGCAGGUUCAGUGCUGCUUUAACUCAUUCUCUGCCACAGCAAAGAUGUUGAUUCUGGUCCUUCAGUUUAUUCCUUCAAUGGCAAAGGAACAUUUGAAUGGCAUUUUGGAAAAGGCUUUCCAAUCUAUGUGUUCUCAACAAUAGGAAUUAAAAUAAUGUCUCAAAUCAGA